Messenger RNA from Haplochromis burtoni (Burton's mouthbrooder), 1276 nucleotides. RefSeq names its product adenylosuccinate lyase. Lineage: Eukaryota; Metazoa; Chordata; Actinopteri; Cichliformes; Cichlidae. Gene Ontology annotation, cellular component: cytosol. Gene Ontology annotation, molecular function: N6-(1,2-dicarboxyethyl)AMP AMP-lyase (fumarate-forming) activity; (S)-2-(5-amino-1-(5-phospho-D-ribosyl)imidazole-4-carboxamido) succinate lyase (fumarate-forming) activity. The record is from RefSeq and is a predicted model, not a curated record. Gene Ontology annotation, biological process: 'de novo' AMP biosynthetic process.
AGGAAUACGCCGACCUCCCCACGCUCGGCUUUACACACUUCCAGCCUGCCCAGUUGACCACAGUGGGGAAGCAAGCGUGUCUGUGGCUGCAGGAUUUGGUGUUGGAUGUGAGGAACCUGGAGCGAGCCCGCGAUGAUCUUCGUUUCCGUGGAGUCAAGGGGACCACAGGCACCCAGGCCAGCUUCCUGCAGCUCUUUCAGGGGGACCAUGACAAGGUGGAAGAGCUUGACAAGAUGGUGACAGAGAUGGCUGGCUUUAAGAAAGCCUACCUGGUGACUGAGCACGCUCGCUGGUUUGGGAGUUUCUGUAUCUGCGCAGACAUCCGCCUGCUGGCCAACCUAAAAGAGAUCGAGGAACCUUUUGAGAAGGAGCAGAUUGGUUCCAGUGCUAUGCCCUACAAGAGGAACCCCAUGCGUGCAGAACGCUGCUGUAGCUUGGCCCGACAUCUGAUUGCGUUGAUGGCCGACCCCCUGCAGACUGCCUCAGUCCAGUGGCUGGAGAGGACACUGGAUGACAGUGCCAACAGGUCAGCCAACACAGACACUUACACGGCUGUGAAUUUGGUAUGUCAAUGUUCUCCUCUGUGAAGUAGAUAUCACAACAAUGUAGAAUCGUAUGUCACCCUUUUUAACUGAGUAGUCCAAAAUCAGUGAAAUCCACAGUAAUCUGUCAUACAAAGUCAAGGACAAAAACAAUAUUUGAGAAUCUACUCUUGUUGGGUUCAGUUAGGAUUGUAAGGAGACUGGCAGUGGUAACUCAACUUAAAGAAGGAAUAUCCCUCCACUCAGAAUGAGACACUGACAACAACUUAAAGGGAGAAAAGUGAUUUGAGUGUAUUCAACAUUUAAAUGCUCCAAACAUAGACAUGAACAAAACAUUUAGACCAUUUCAAACAUGUAAAUCUCAACAAUGUACAAUAUAUCACUUAAAGUGUCCAUAAAUGUAUCAGGUAGGCUGUCCAUUUCAGUUCAGUGCACUUAGUAUUCAGUGUUCUUAGUAAGUGUUAAUUGUCUUUAGUCACAGUUUUGCUUUUUUGAUGCAUCAGUUUUUUGUGUUAAGUGGACUCAGAUUUGACCCAAAAAAGAAAAAAGUAACAACAUAAAGUGUCCUGAGAUCUCAGAAAAAACGUUAAUCCAAAAAAAAUUGCAAUCGUUGUAUCCUACCACCCUCCAAGGAAACAGGUGGCCUUCAGAUUGAGAACGUCCUUUCUAGGCACCUCCAGUGGCAUCCAGUCCUUAGAUGGCACCGCUCGGUCCUUGCAGCAGAUUUCUACCAC